Molecule: messenger RNA, 900 nt
Organism: Dermacentor andersoni
Lineage: Eukaryota; Metazoa; Arthropoda; Arachnida; Ixodida; Ixodidae
Source: RefSeq, a predicted model, not a curated record
AUGCCUGGCAUGAUGUCUGGCAUGAUGCCUGGCAUGAUGUCUGGCAUGGUGCCUGGAAUGGCGUCUGGCAUGAUGCCUGGCAUGUCGUCUGGUAUGAUGCCAUUCGCCUACCCGGGUAUGGCUCCAGGAAUGCCUAUGAUGCCAGGAGCGCCUAUGAUACCGAUGACGCCUCACGUAGUACCAGGCACCGUUCCCAUGCACCCCCAACAGAUGACAAUGGGGCCGCUGAUGACGUACUCAACGGCUCAGGCUGUGGCGCCCGCAGUUGUUACUUCGCAAGGCAUCGGCUCGCAGCCACGUGUCCUGACAGUGCCAAUAGGCGGAGGCGGCUCGAAAACCAGUGUCAUCCCGAUGCCGAUUCCGAUGCCGAUGCCACUGCCGAUGCCAUCGCCAGGCGGUGGUGGCGGCCAGGGCCCAGUCAUUUUGGCAGGCACGUCGCCUCCGGCUGCUCAGCAAGUGCAGUCGUACCCGGCACCCUGUUGCCACCAGCACGCUCCUUCGCCUCAGCAACAGCCGCCCCUUAGUCCCUUGGCGGAAGCGGCGGCCGUUACGAUGAUGAUGCAGCAGAUGCGGCUGUUGCUGCAUCCGCCCUCACCGCGAGUACGACGCGCAAGGCCGCCACCUCCGCCCCCUCCGCCACCUCCACCACCCCGUGAGCCGGCCCCGCCUCCUGCCUUGCCUCAGGCGGUCGUCCAAAACGCACCUCCAGACGUGAUCGCCGCUCUGCAGGCGAUUCUCGCGCAACAGCAAGCCCAGGGUGCUGACGCACUUGGUCUCAAGAAGCCCGCCAAGGCACCCGGAAAAACGAAGAAAAGCGGCAAGUCCAAAGGAGGCGGCAAGAAAUCGGAUAAAGCCGUACGACCGCGCUUGGAGAUCACCGACCGGAAGCUGAAGACGUGA